AUGAACCGGUUCGUACUUAUUUGUCUUUUUUUCGCUUAUUACACUAUAUGGUCGCUUUUGCCUAUUUUUGAGAUUGAAAACUCCAACCCAGUUAUAAGUUUGCUGUUUCCCAUUUCUAGCGACGUUGCCAUCUUUUUGCCAAUAUUUUUACUCUUGAUUGGCUUUACUUUAACCGGUUCAGUGUUAGGUGUAUUGCUUUUACGCAGCGAUAAAAAGAAAAACACUUAG
Saccharomyces eubayanus is the source of this 228-nucleotide messenger RNA. RefSeq lists its product as uncharacterized. The record is from RefSeq and is a predicted model, not a curated record. The transcript has a single exon. Gene Ontology annotation, cellular component: endoplasmic reticulum membrane. Gene Ontology annotation, molecular function: enzyme regulator activity. Bases 1 to 228 code for a protein of 75 amino acids. Lineage: Eukaryota; Fungi; Ascomycota; Saccharomycetes; Saccharomycetales; Saccharomycetaceae.